AUGUCUAGACCAGCCGGAAGAACCAUACUAGCUUCAACUAUCGCCAAACCAUAUCAAGAAGAGGUAAUUUCAGCCGUUAAAAGAUUGAGUUUUAGACCAACUCUUGUUGGGUUUUUGGCAAAUGGAGAUCCAGCUGCAAAGAUGUAUGCCAAUUGGACAGGAAAGACUUGUGAAUCAUUGGGAUUUAAUUACAAAUUAAUUGAAGUGAAUAAGAAUGAAUUGGAAACUUCCUUAAUAAAAGCAAAUAAAGAUGAUCAAGUCAAUGGAAUUAUGGUAUAUUUUCCGGUAUUUGGAGAUAAACAAGAUCAAUAUUUACAACAAUUAAUAUCACCUGAAAAAGAUGUGGAGGGAUUAAAUUUUCUAUAUUAUCAUAAUUUAUAUCAUAAUGUUAGAUUCCUAGAUCCACCUCAAAACCAACAGAAAUCAAUAUUACCAUGUACACCUUUGGCAAUGGUUAAAAUACUAGAGUAUUUGGGGGUUUAUAAUAAUAUUUUACCCUAUGGAAACAGAUUAUACGGGAAAAAAGUUUUGAUUGUUAAUAGAUCUGAAAUUGUUGGGAGACCACUAGCUGCAUUAUUAGCAAAUGAUGGAGCAAUUGUCUAUUCAGUUGACAUAAAUAACAUUCAACAAUUUACUAGAGGUGAUGAUUUACUGGAGCAUAGACAUUUGGUCGUAGAUUUGGACGAAAAAGAUACUGUUGAAACUUUAGCUCCUCAAUGCGAUGUCAUAAUCACCGGAGUUCCUUCAGAAAAUUACAAGUUUCCAGUCGAUCUUGUUACUCAUGGUUCUGUUGUCAUAAAUUUUUCAAGUUUCAAAAAUUUUGAUGACGAUAUUAAACAAAGAGCUGGAUUAUACGUUCCUUCAAUUGGUAAGGUGACUAUAUCAAUACUUUUAAGAAAUUUGUUGCGAUUGAUAGAGAACAAAGAGAUUAGAGACGCAGAAUUAAAGCCCAAGGAUACAUAA
Molecule: messenger RNA, 963 nt
Organism: Lodderomyces pseudojiufengensis
Lineage: Eukaryota; Fungi; Ascomycota; Pichiomycetes; Serinales; Debaryomycetaceae
Product: methylenetetrahydrofolate dehydrogenase (NAD(+))
Exons: 1
Coding region: 1-963 (320 amino acids)
Biological process (GO): purine nucleobase biosynthetic process
Cellular component (GO): cytosol
Molecular function (GO): methylenetetrahydrofolate dehydrogenase (NAD+) activity; methylenetetrahydrofolate dehydrogenase (NADP+) activity
Source: RefSeq, a predicted model, not a curated record